CUUGUCACUUCGUUGCUCCGUCAUGGUCCGGUUGAUGUCGGCAUCCCUUGCGGUUUGGGGCAAGACGCAUUCCAUGAUUUUGCGCUUGAGCUGGGAACAACAAACGCUUCAAUACACAUCUGCCGUGGCUUUCCAAAAAUUGCAGUAUAACAUCGAGAUAUACAGCGAUAUGGAAGACAUGGAUGGAAGACAUGGUGAUACUGUGAGCUGAGCGACCAUGCUUGGGAGGCUGGCAUCGGCAUGUGAGUGGCUCUAACACAUCUGCACCCGAGCUGGGCUGAGGCAUGUUAACGGCAGUGGUAAAGUCCCACCAACCGUGGAGCCGAGGCACGACCACCAAGCCAGGCGAGGGACGACGUCAACUGCCAGCCCCAGCCGACGCCAUCUCGCACUACAACCGACGGCAUCACCUCGAGGGCGAUUGAUCGAUGCCCCGAGCGACUGGCAACGCCCUCCUCACCAAACCCCCUCUGAUGAUACCUCGAACCCCUUGCCAUUUCCAUUCUUCAUGACUUGAUCCGGUCGUCUGCCCGUCAUGUCGACACCGGCAGAUGCACACACCAAGACCAGAUGGUCGCCUCCCCUGGCCAACCUGCGCAACACCCUCGCGCUGCCGCCCAAGUGGCUGGCCAUGUACGAUGACUUUGUCACCAAGAACGCAAGCCAGGUCGCACAGCUCGAGUCUGCCCUGCGCUCCUUGACGUAUAUCAUACCAGGCCGCUUCCGUGACGCCGAGCUCGCAACCGAAUCCAUCCACUCGUCCGUCCAGCUCCUCUCGCUCUACCAUGACCUCCUCCUCUUCCGCUCGAGCCUCUCGCCCUCCUCCUCCUCCUCCCCGGCCAGGUUCCCCACCGCCCUGAGCAAGUCCCUCCACGCCCGCUACACCCGCUUCUGGACUGCCAAGUCGGCCCUGUACCGGCGCGUCGCCAUCGUCCUGCAGAUGGUCCAGUACACGGAGCUGCUGCUGGAGAUGUGGGCCAAGCGCAGGGGCGAGGCGGUGCGGUGGCGCGUCGUGGUCAUCAUCGAGGCCGCCAAGGCCCUCUGCAGGCUGCUCCUGCUCAGGAUCACGCGGAGCAGGCCGCUGGUGACGCCCGUGCUGCCGGAGAGGGAGAAGGUGCCCGAGCCCGGCGAGGGAGACGAGGAGGAGGACGCGGCGGCGGACGACGGGAAGGCGCUGGCGGAGCUCAUGGGCGAGGACGCCUCGUCCGAGCACGGCCAGCACGCCGGGGAGAACGGCGACGCCGCCGCCGCCCUCGUCACGCACGACGGCACAAACGGCAACGGAACCACCAUCACCACCCCACACCCCAACGGAAACGGCAAGAUGAACGGCAACGGGGCGCUCCACAAACCAAACGGCCACACCACGACCCCGGCCCCGACCCCGCCGCCCAACCCCCAGAAGGAGUGGGCCAUGCCCCGGACGGGCCUCGUCCUCCCCUCCCUGCCGGCGAGGGGCGACAUCUCGAGCUACCUCCUCUCGCGCGUCCUGACGGCCGACGACAUCAAGCCCGCGACGAAGCUGCUGCACGGCCUGGCGGGCUCCGCGCACGCGGCCGAGGUGCUGCACAUCCUCGCGCCGCUGGCGUACGCGCUCGCGCUCGCGCGGACGGACCCCUCGCGCAGGCGCACGAGCUGGGCCCCCUGGCUGGUCGGGCUGAGCGUGCAGGUCGCGGCGCGGAAGCUGGCGGCGCGGGCGCGCGACGGCGGCGGCGGCUCGGGAGGAGGCCCUAUUGGUGCGGCCCCCGGCGGCACGGCGCUCGAGCGGGAGGAGUGGGCGCGCCGGGGCCGCGCGAUGUGGUGGUGGCUCAUGCGCGGCGCGGCGUAUGAGAAUGUCGUCAAGGGGGUUGUCGGCGGGGUGCGGAGGCGGGUGCCUGGGUUUGUGGGGACGAUACUGGAGGAUUACGAGUAUCUUUGGGAGAAUUACUACUUCAGCACUAGUGAUUCGUGAUGGGCAGGUUACAUUGCUGAUGAUACCUAUGGGCUGCGGUUGCGGCAAGGAGGGAGGUUGGAUGGAGCUGGCGUGAGGGAGUCCGUGGAAGACACUGGAGGAUAUAUACAUCUGGGCUUCUAUGGUUUUGUCUCCGUGGGUGAAAGCAAAAAGUAUGGACGCCGACGCCAGAUGCGUCACUGCUUGAGAGGAACGGACGGGGGGGGGGGGGGAGGUACCCGGUCUGAGUAUGGCCACAUAAGGGCAUACUCUACUCCCUCGCUCGCCAUACAACGACACUGGAUACUUGGAGUUGAUCCAUGUCGGCCGGCGACAUGCUUAACUCGCGGGGGUUGCAAGAUGCAGGUUACAUACAGAUCGGCGGCAUGGAUGAUUUAUACCCAGGGAAUCGAGCAGCACCACAGGCAGGCAGCAGGUCGAGAACGGGGAGGGCAUGCAUACACAUCAACCCUUGUUCAUCCAUCUCCUUUGUCGUGUGUACAAGUAAGUAGGGACGAUUCGAUAGAUGUGGUCACAGCGCCGCAUGAAGGGGAAUGGAACGUUAUACCACGCA
Messenger RNA from Diaporthe batatas, 2504 nucleotides. RefSeq lists its product as uncharacterized. The record is from RefSeq and is a predicted model, not a curated record. Gene Ontology annotation, cellular component: peroxisomal membrane. The transcript is spliced from 2 exons. The coding region runs from base 536 to 1951 and encodes 471 amino acids. Gene Ontology annotation, biological process: peroxisome organization. NCBI's taxonomy places the organism in Eukaryota, Fungi, Ascomycota, Sordariomycetes, Diaporthales, Diaporthaceae.